Messenger RNA from Corticium candelabrum, 2729 nucleotides. RefSeq names its product lateral signaling target protein 2 homolog. Bases 1011 to 2474 code for a protein of 487 amino acids. Gene Ontology annotation, molecular function: metal ion binding. The record is from RefSeq and is a predicted model, not a curated record. Gene Ontology annotation, cellular component: early endosome membrane. NCBI's taxonomy places the organism in Eukaryota, Metazoa, Porifera, Homoscleromorpha, Homosclerophorida, Plakinidae. The transcript is spliced from 9 exons.
CUCAUGCUGUGAUUUGUGUGUGGUAAUUUUGGGUGAAAUCUGUGGGGUUACUAUGUGACUGGUGCAUGCAGUUGUUAGAAGACUAUUGUAUCGAUUAGAGACUAUGUGUACUAUAUAAUUAGAAGACUACUAGCUAGACUGUUACAAGGAUGCUGUUACUGACACUGCCAGUGACAAUGAGUGACAAUGAGUGACAAUAAGUUAGGUUGCUGCUUUUCAUAGCCACCAAAACCAGUGUGAGUUGUGGGGAGAGAACAGUUCCUGUGUACUUACUGCUGGUGACAUUUGGUAUUGCCUCUUGAAAUGAGAGUGAUCAUAGUGUAAAAUUGCUUUUUAUGCAGGGGCUCUUAGAGGUAGUUGAGUUCAGUUGGUCUUUGGCAUGUAUGCUCAGUGCUUUGCCAAUCUUAUUAUUCCUUUUACUCAUUGCUUUUCUGACCUCUUGUGGAUGUACACAAAGGAAUGCAUGUGCUCAGUAUGUGUUCAAGGCAACAGUUUUGUGGAAAUUUAUCAGUGUACAGAAUGUAUUAUUGUAGUGGUAAGAGUGGCCAUUUCCAGAGCAUGGAGACUGUGAAACAUAUACAUAGGUGGCACCAUGGCAGUUUAGGUAGGUCUAAACCUAGUUGUAAUGUACAUCUGACUGUCAGCUGAAGGGGAAGUGGAGAUACAAAGACUUGGCUCUUCUGAUGAGAAUUUCACAUAUUUGACAUAUUUAAUUGACCAAAGGCAGUUAAACUGGAGAUCUAGACUGUGAGGUGACACACCUUUGUUUGUAUAUUAUACAUCAAAAACCACAAUCUGAUGAGAAUUGGUAGUAUCAGGUUUAACUUAGGUAAGUGACAGUAUCAUAUUGAAGUGUAGUAUUUUUUUAUUGUUGAAAGGUAUCUAAGAUGGGGUCAGUUGCAGAGUUAGUUACAAUGACAUAACCAGUGAAUUAUGUGUACUUACCCAUGUGCCUUUAGGUGUGGUCAGUGUUCCACUACUGCUGGUAGUAACUAUCAUAUCAUAUUGCAAUGCAGAACUCAUCAUUUGCAACUACACCUGUUGUACAAGAUGCUUGGUUUGCAAUAUGCUUGGUUUGCAAUAGGACCCUGAGGAAGAUAUUAGCAUCUGGACAAAGUAUUGUCAAUAGAAGAGACCAAUCUACUGAGAUCAGACCACUUGCUCGACAAACCAUUUUAGCCAUCGGUGCAGUGAGAGAGGCACUGACCCGUCAGGCACUGGUCUGUCUCACCGAUUACUCUCCCGAGACAACAAACGUGCUCAGUUGGUUUGAUCAUGUGUGGGUGCAAUAUGAAUACAACUAUGUGAGCAAUAUGUGUCCUAUUUUCACUGUGGACCAGUUCGAGCAAUUGGAGGAGUGUAUCGUAAUGUUCAGUGAGGCAACGCAAAGAGCUGUCAAGUUGGGAUAUCUCUCUCAGGACAUGUUAGAGACGUAUGAUCCAAUCCUGAUGUUCUCUAUCCCACGUCUGGCUAUAGUUUGCGGUCUUGUCGUCUUCCCUCGCGGUCCUCUAGACUUGGAAAGAAAGUUUUGUGACAUCCCUGGCUGUUUUCGAAUCAACCUCUCGAUUCUGGCAAGAAUUAGAGAAUUGUUGCUUGCUCUGGACAGCAGUGAGUUCACGAUGCUUGAGAAGGCAUUAUGUAGCGCCGAAGGUAUCGGUGAGCUAGCCAGAGAUGUUGAUGGCAAGCCAGUGCGAGUGGCCAGCACCAAGAAGGCAGCUACAGACAGCCAUCCUGAACACACAAUACAAGAAAGCGUCGACCAAAAGCAGACAACCGAGGAAAGCCAAGAGAACACGAACGACAGAGAAGAGACAGUCAUCAAGCAAACACCCGAGGAGACGGCCAGAAUUCGGUCCGCAUUUAACGGUUCGCAAGAUCUACUUCAUCGCUUGUUUGUUGCCAUUUCUGGCAUCGCCGACCAGCUGCAGUCGAACCAUGCAAGAGACAUGAGGCUAAUUCUCAAGAGCACGUUUGCUGUGUGCGAAGAUCCCGUGCCGGUCAGAAAGAACAUAGACAACUGUGGAGAUAUCGUACCAUCAGACGUGGUCUCAGAGACUGUGGUGGACAACGUAUGUGAAACACAGUAUGGGCAACAACAACAACAGAAUGGAAAGAAGACAGAGAGGCAUUUUGCAAGUGGUGAGGCCGACGUGAGUGCUGAUGUUGUAAACGUGUCAGAAAGAGCAUCCGUACAGGGUCCCUUGUCUGCCACAACACUUCCACCACCUUCUCGUGAUCAGUCCUGGGUCAUGUAUACAGUAUAUGGCAGGCUGAGCAACAGUGGAUUCUCUGCUGAGAAGAGACGGUUGCCGCUUUUUGGAAAUAAGACUUGUUCAUUUCAAAGGAGUACUUACUUGCACAGCACCUGUCAGGCUGUCCAUAAUGCCAUUUUCACUUCCGGAUUAGAGAACGAAAUAGCCAAUUACCUACCACCUACGGCAAACAAAGUUUGGUUUUUUGUUAAGAAUCCUUGAUGAAAUAGAUGGCCCCUAAGCUUUCACAUGCACUGUUACCUUCCCACAGUGACCUGCAUGUUUAUUUGUCUACUACUGCUGUUCGUGUUAGAUGUCAUGCAUGUACUACACUGUCUUAUUUGUUCACUAAUGUCCAUGAUUUCUACUCUAACAGAGCCUCCAGUUUGGAUACCAGAUGUGCAAUCCAGUAGAUGCUCCCAUUGCAAGGAAAAAUUUACUCUCAUUCGACGCAGACACCACUGUCGUAACUGCGGA